AUGGGACCAAAAGCGUCUGCAUUUUGUAUGGUCAUGUCGGUUUGGGGCAUAAUAUUCCUUGGUCUGCUAGGAGUCUUCUUCUACUUACAAGCUGUGACUCUAUUCUCUGAUCUUCAUUUCUCCGAAGAAGCGAAAGAAGGUGGUCACAUGGCUCCAACGGUUGAGUGAGU
Molecule: messenger RNA, 170 nt
Organism: Strongylus vulgaris
Lineage: Eukaryota; Metazoa; Nematoda; Chromadorea; Rhabditida; Strongylidae
Source: the annotation of a GenBank genome assembly